AACUCAGGCUUCUCAUCAAUUGCAUCGUGAUUACCCGGCUUGUUUGGAGUCUGGCGUUUGAAAGAGUCCACAUCUGCCUAUUCUUGUUCACUUCGCUGCCGCUGUGUCUAUGCUCACUUCGCGGCGCAUCUCUGUCGGUUGGGAUGCAGACCAACCCCGUGUGUGCUCUUCUCAACGUCAAUCUUGGCUGUUACCCCAAUUCCCUUCCACAGUCCCAGAAGAUCAGCAAUCGACAGUACACAGCUUUCGCCAGUCAUUCUGUGCCCAUGUGUCUGCCUAUUCCCAUAACGAACCGGGUCCUAGGACUGUUCAGAGGCUGUUAUCUCACCCCACAGGAUCUUAUGUCAUUCUGGACGGUAAUGGCCGACCACAGGCCAUCGAUCCGUAGCUUCAGGGUGACAACCUGUGAGGCAGGAGAUUAAGGGAUAUCGCAUAUACAACCAGCCAUGGCAUAUCUUUCAACACGAAUGACCUGGCUUGCUCAGUCCCAAAACAAAAACAACCGCAUCGCAAUCUCCUUCACUUCCAUU
Canariomyces notabilis is the source of this 530-nucleotide messenger RNA. RefSeq lists its product as uncharacterized. NCBI's taxonomy places the organism in Eukaryota, Fungi, Ascomycota, Sordariomycetes, Sordariales, Chaetomiaceae. The transcript has 3 exons. The coding region runs from base 110 to 388 and encodes 92 amino acids. The record is from RefSeq and is a predicted model, not a curated record.